Molecule: messenger RNA, 3332 nt
Organism: Megalobrama amblycephala (Wuchang bream)
Lineage: Eukaryota; Metazoa; Chordata; Actinopteri; Cypriniformes; Xenocyprididae
Gene: cpne8
Product: copine VIII
Exons: 20
Coding region: 200-1927 (575 amino acids)
Biological process (GO): cellular response to calcium ion
Cellular component (GO): plasma membrane
Molecular function (GO): calcium-dependent phospholipid binding
Source: RefSeq, a predicted model, not a curated record
GCAUAGUGCUGGCAGGCAUCUCGGCGCUCACUGGCGCGCGUGACUGGCAGGAAUUCUCUCGCGCGUGGACUGAUUGCGCGCCUGUGACGUCGCGUGUGAAGCGAUGUGACUCCCUUACACACGCACCCACCAGCACCCACUCCAGAUCCACGGAGUGAAGGAUGCUCGCAGUGUCUUUCCGUAGCACUCACCCAGCAUCAUGUCCACAGUGAUGAGCGGGUUACUGAAUAUGGCGAGUCUCGCGGAUUUCGAGCCGCUCGCGGCAGUGAUCCCCGCCACUAAAGUUGAGAUCACCGUGUCGUGCAGAAACCUCUUGGACAGAGACACCUUCUCAAAGUCUGAUCCAAUUUGUGUGCUGUACACUCAGACAGUGGCAAACAGGGAGUGGAGAGAGUUUGGCAGGACAGAAGUCAUCGAUAACACGCUGAAUCCAGACUUUGUGCACAAAUUCAUCCUCGAUUACUUCUUUGAAGAGAGACAAAAUUUACGCUUUGACCUGUAUGACCUUGACUCAAAGAGUGACAACCUGUCCAAACAUGACUUCCUGGGCCAGAUGUACUGUACUUUGGGAGAGGUGGUGGGAUCUCUAGGAAGUCGUAUGGAAAGACCACUCAUAGGCAUUCCUGGGAAAAACUGUGGAACUAUUAUUGUGAAAGCUGAAGAACUUGGAAAUUGCAGGGAGUCAGUACUGAUGCAGUUUUGUGGCAACAAACUGGACAAGAAAGAUUUCUUUGGAAAGUCUGACCCUUUCCUGGUCUUUUACCGUAGCAAUGAAGAUGGAACAUUUACCAUCUGUCAUAAGACAGAGGUGGUGAAAAACACACUGGACCCUGUAUGGCAGGCCUUCAAGAUCCCAGUCAGAGCACUGUGUAAUGGGGAUUAUGACAGAGCAAUAAAAAUCGAGGUGUAUGACUGGGACAGAGAUGGAGGUCAUGACUACAUUGGAGAGUUCAGCACAAGCUACAGGGAGCUCUCUAAAGGCCACUCUCAGUUUACUGUGUGGGAGGUGCUGAACCCCAAGAAAAAGAAAAAGAAGAAGAAAUAUCUAAACUCAGGAACCGUCACUCUGCUGUCCUGCUUCAUUGAUGUUGAGGUUACGUUCCUGGACUACAUCAAAGGAGGCACUCAAAUUAAUUUCACGGUGGCGAUUGAUUUUACUGCUUCAAACGGCAACCCUUCCCAGCCUACCUCUCUACACUACAUGAGCCCGUAUCAUCUGAAUGCGUAUGCACUGGCACUCAGAGCAGUGGGGGAGAUUAUUCAGGACUAUGACAGUGAUAAGCUGUUCCCUGCACUGGGGUUCGGUGCAAAACUGCCACCCGAUGGCCGCGUAUCUCACGAAUUUCCACUGAACGGGAACCCAGAUAACCCAUACUGCAGCGGUAUAGAGGGCGUUCUAGAAGCAUAUUAUCAGAGUCUGAAGUCUGUUCGUCUUUAUGGACCAACAUACUUCUCCCCUGUCAUUAAUCAUGUAGCAAGAUAUGCAUCAUUAGUAAAGGAUGGUUCAGAAUACUUCAUCCUCCUCAUUAUCUCUGAUGGGGUCAUCUCCGACAUGGCUCAGACUAAAGAAUCCAUCGUAAACGCCUCAAGUCUUCCCAUGUCAAUUAUAAUCGUUGGAGUCGGGCCGGCUGAAUUUGAUGAGAUGAUUGAACUAGAUGGAGAUGAGGUCAGGAUAUCAUCCAGGGGUCGCUUUGCGGAGAGAGACAUUGUGCAGUUUGUUCCUUUCCGAGACUACAUUGAUCGCAGAGGGAAUCACAUUCUCAGCAUGGCCCGUCUGGCCAAGGACGUUCUUGCGGAAAUCCCAGAUCAGUUCCUCCAGUACAUGAGGUGCAGAGGCAUCAAACCUCAGCACUCGUCCCACUCCACCUCCUCCAAACCCCCUUCGUCACUCAUCCACCCCGUGCACCCUCUGCAGACACAGAUCUGAGUGAGCGCACAAACCAUACGUCCUCUCUUUGGUUCACUGUCACUCUCAGGAUCACACACGGCCUGUCUGAGUGAAACGCAGCUCUUGCACAUGCUGACUUCCAGUAUGUAGGGUGACGUUAGGGAACUUUACGCCCGGCACUGUCCUUUGUCGGGCGUACUAAGGUUUCAGAAGGUGUUUCAGACUAUUUUAAAGUAUCGCGUGGCCUCUUCAAUCAGUCAAACAUCAGAUAUGACUCCACAGUCUCUGUCUCACAUCCUGUUCUUGUGUCUGACAAACUUCAACAGACGUUUACAAUUGUACCGUUUUUUACAAAUAGAUGUUUUUUGUACCUCAUGAAAAGCUGCUUAACAACGGAAUUUACUCAUUUUAUUACAUGACGUUGUAAAUAGAGCAAGUGUGAUUUUAGAAAAAGCAUGAAUCCACACUUGAUACAAAACUGAGAGAAACUUUCACCCAGUUGUGCGAGGCCUUGGUUUUCAUUUCAUUGUACAGUAUUCGCUUUAAAUUAUUUUACUAUUUCCGUAUUCCAUAUUCUUGGUCAUUUGACAGCCUCAAACUGUAAAGAAUUUGUGCUUAGCUUUUGCGGCACUAGCACAGCACAGAGAUUUAACAGGAAAAGCCUUACUCUGCGUUAAAGGAACAGUUCAGCCGAAAUUAAAAUUGUGUCGUUAUUUACUCAUCCCCAAGUCAUUCCAAACAUGUAAGAUUUGGUUUUAUAACAUAUAAUUAUUUUACAUUUUGACAGUGAUCUUAAUUUCUACAUUUAAUUAAAUGCUGUAUUACACUAAUGUCAGUCAUUGAGCGAUUCAGCAAAAUGUAAUUUAUGAUCAUGGAAAGAGAAAUAUUUAACUGAGAAGGUUAGUUUAUGUUUAUGUUUUUGUUUUAGUUUUUUUUAAAGCAUUAGAGAAUGUUCAAAAUAAUCAUUAGAGGACAUUCUGUGUAAGUUCUCAUUAGGUUAUCAAAAAAAAAAAAAAAAAAAAACUCCCCUGCAACAUUUUGGGAACAUUAGCUUAUGGUUAUAUAAAUGAAACCUAAAAAACAAUAAAUAAAUGAAGAACAUUUUAAGUUUGGGUCAUUCCUAGUUUGGUGGAUUUUAUGUCCCCAUGAAACCAUAAUUUAAAAUGCCCCUAUUAUGCCUUUUUUUAAGGUUCCUAAUAUUGUUUUGGGAGUCUCCUACAACAAGGUUUACAUGCAUGCAAGGUCAAAAAACAGUUUAGUUUUCUCAUAAUAUACAUUUAAUUUCACCUAAGGUUUCAAUGUUUUGUAAAUGAUUCGUUAGAAGUAGUUCAAUGAAUCGAUGGCUGCGUCCGAAAACCUAGGUAGCUGUCUUGCUGCCUCGCUGUCUUAUAAGAGAAUGACUUGUACGGCAGCGUUUGUACAUGAAGGUACCUCACGAAACUGA